UACCCACACUUCAAACUUGACUGCUCUGAGUUGAGAGAUAAAGCUUUACCUUCUUCCCAGCCUUUUUCUUUCUUUCUUAAAGAUGAAGCUGCAAUUUGCCCUUACUCCUUUUGCCAGGAAUUGGGAUUUUCCCACAGUAGCACCCAGCAUGCAGCAAAACAGUAGGGCUCUGUGGAAGCUCAAAAAAGUGCUGGGGAGAGGGAAGAGUUAUUUGAGGAGAGGUAGACCAGCACAGAUGUAGAUUACAGGGGGAAGGGGAACUUGUUAAGCUUAAAUAGUUCUAGUUAUGGAGAGAGUUUGUGUGUGUUCUGUAGAGUUGCUUUCCCUAUGCAUUGGUCUAGAUACAUUGGUGAACAUGAUCAUAGGAUGGUUUGGGUUGGAAGGGACCUUAAAGAUCAUCUGGUUCCAACCACCUGCCAUGGGCUGGGACACCUCACACUAGACCAUGUUUCUCAAAGCCCCAUCCAGCCUGGCCUUGAACACUGCCUGGGAUGAGUGUCACUGUAGAAGGCUGCAGUGUAUUAAGUCCCAAGGCAGGAUAGAUGUGUGCCUCCUCCAGGGGCAUUUUCAGGUCUUGCUCAGCGAAGGAAAGUAUUUCAUCGCUCACCGUUUUGUGAGCCCGACGAAAACCAGCACAGUUUGCCAUAUAAAACUCAGGAAAAUGGCUGCCUUCCCAUCAGCAUCUCUUUACACUGACUGCAAGGAUGAGAGAAUGUGUGGGCCUGCUUAGAGCAGAUUCCCAAAUCCACAAUGACCAGAGGGAGAGUAGAUGCCUGAGGCUGUGUAUGUGAGAGCUGUUUUGUGUGGGAUGUGUUCUGGAUAUGUGGGUCAAAAUGUGACUCUGGCAUCUUAAGAAAGCUAUGGGUAGACAUCAGGCAAAGCACUGAGCUUGAGACGGGGUCCUUGUUAAUGCUGUACCCUUUUUCAUCAGCAGUCACCAUGAAGAAGAGUAAGGAUGGAGUGGGAAAGCCCUGCAGAAAAGGCUGAAGAUAAGCUGGCCUUCCUGAUGCCUGGCUCAAACUGCUUUGGCAGGCCUGGCAGUGCAGCAUGAUUAGGAUGAGGAGGAAGAAACUGUGGGCAUCUUGCUUAUGCUUUGCAGCAGCCUUCUUCCUUGUGGUGACACUCCAGGUUAUCACUGAACUGAGCAAUUCAGAGAAUAAGGUGGCAGUAAUCUCCAGUUUACAGAGUAGCCCGCUAAAGCCUGUGGAGAGGUAUGCUUUUCAGUUCAAGAAGCAGGAACUUCACAGAAGCUUCAAGGCAGAAUCUGAUGUAAAUCACUAUCCUGUCCUGCUCUGGUGGUCUCCCCUGAGUGGGGAGAAAGGGAGAUUGGGUCACUGCGGAGAGGACGUUUGCUUCUUUACUAUCAACAAGACCUACCAGCACAAUGAGAUGACGAGAGCAUUUCUGUUCUAUGGUACUGACUUCAGUAUAGACAGCCUACCUCUCCCUCGGAAAGACUAUCAUGAUUGGGCUCUUUUCCAUGAAGAGUCACCAAAAAACAACUACAAACUCUUCCACGAACUGACCAUCACCUUAUUCAACCACACUGCAACCUUUAGCCGCCACUCUCACCUACCGCUGACCACUCAGUACCUUGAGGGCAUAGAGGUCCUGAAGUCGUUGAGGUACAUGAUCCCACUGCAGGUGAAGAACAGCCUGAGGAAGAGGCUUGCACCGCUUGUAUAUGUGCAGUCGGAUUGCAACCCUCCUUCUGAUCGGGACAGUUAUGUGCGCGAGCUCAUGUGUCACAUUGAAGUAGACUCUUAUGGGGAAUGUCUACAUAACAAAGACCUUCCUCAGCAUCUUAGAGGUCCAGCUGCCAUGGAUGAUGGGAACUUCUAUAAAAUACUGGCACAGUACAAGUUCAUUCUUGCUUUUGAAAAUGCUGUCUGUGAAGACUACAUCACUGAAAAACUGUGGCGGCCACUGAAGUUGGGAGUGGUACCAGUGUACUUUGGGUCUCCUAGCAUUGUAGACUGGCUUCCUAGUAACAAGAGUGCAAUCCUGGUAUCCAGUUUUUCACACCCUCGGGAGCUGGCCCAUUAUAUCAAAACACUCGAUACAAAUGAUCAAGAAUAUGAGUCCUACUUGCAGUGGAAACUGAAAGGGGACAUUUCCAACCCAAGGCUGCUUACAGCGAUGAAGGAACGCAAGUGGGGAGUGCAGGAUAUCACCCAGGACAAUUACAUUGACACCUUUGAGUGCAUGGUGUGUAACAGAGUGUGGGAAAACAUCAGAAGGGAAGAAAAGGGAUGGCUGCCCCAGAGGUGGAAAGCUCAGGUCAACCAUCUGAGCUGCCCCAAACCAGCAGCAUUCUCGUUCUCGACCUCAAACCCUGGCUGGACUUCUCUCCAUGAGAUGUGGAUACCAAGCUUUGAGCAAUCCAAGAAAGAAGCCUGGGCACUGAGGCACCUGGUGGAAAGGAACAGGAAUUUUACAGCUCAAGAAUUUUGGAUGCUUGUAUUCAAAGAAUAAACACAACAACCUGUAAAAUGGAA
Molecule: messenger RNA, 2498 nt
Organism: Pezoporus occidentalis (night parrot)
Lineage: Eukaryota; Metazoa; Chordata; Aves; Psittaciformes; Psittacidae
Gene: POFUT3
Product: fucosyltransferase 10
Exons: 4
Coding region: 1048-2475 (475 amino acids)
Cellular component (GO): Golgi membrane
Molecular function (GO): alpha-(1->3)-fucosyltransferase activity
Source: RefSeq, a predicted model, not a curated record